CUAGUAUUUUACGUCACACAAAAAACAAAUAUCCCGGAAUAGAACAGUCUCGUAGCAUCAUCAGUACCGUACAAACCGCAAACAUUUCAUUAUUUUCAUUUGAUCGCGAUGACCAAUCUCUUUUUGCCAAUUCUAAUCGUUGCUUUAAGUUGCGGUUUCGUGAUUUGCACCAACGUUCUUCCAUGUACCAAUGUCGAUGCUCCCGUACCUGAAGUCCAAGUCCAAAACUGCGACGACAUGCCUUGUGUGUUUUACAUCAAUAGCAAGACUUCCAUGACGAUGAAAUUCCGAGCUCCUCGUUACUUGGAGCAUUUUGCCCCAAAUGCGCUCGCAUCAGUUAUGGGAGUUAAUGUCACGUACCCAUUGGGACAGGACGAUGGGUGUGUUGGAGUCACCAAUACGCCGUGUCCUUUGGCGGAAAAUGAGUACAUUGAGUAUACUUAUGGGAUGCUCAUUCUUCCAAUUUUUCCAGAAGUUUCACUUACAAUGGAAUUCUCAUUAAUUGACAAAGAUUUAAAUAAUACGGCGUUUGAGUGUUUUAAAGUUGAUUUGCAAAUUAAAAAGGCUUAAUACAUAUUAUUUUUUGCAAA
Tribolium madens (black flour beetle) is the source of this 590-nucleotide messenger RNA. RefSeq lists its product as uncharacterized. The coding region runs from base 109 to 570 and encodes 153 amino acids. The transcript is spliced from 3 exons. The record is from RefSeq and is a predicted model, not a curated record. Lineage: Eukaryota; Metazoa; Arthropoda; Insecta; Coleoptera; Tenebrionidae.